Lytechinus variegatus (green sea urchin) is the source of this 1461-nucleotide messenger RNA. RefSeq names its product trichohyalin-like. NCBI's taxonomy places the organism in Eukaryota, Metazoa, Echinodermata, Echinoidea, Temnopleuroida, Toxopneustidae. The record is from RefSeq and is a predicted model, not a curated record. The transcript has 4 exons. Bases 1 to 1461 code for a protein of 486 amino acids.
AUGAGUGACGAACCAACUCGAGUUAUUCCAGCAUUUCAACACCAGCUUGCUGACGUCAUAGAAUAUGACAAAUAUGUAUUUCUAAAUGACAUUAAUGUUGAGCAAAUAGAUGACUUCAUCCACAUGCUCAAGGACCAGGCAUCUUUGAUGAAAUCAUCUGGUGAAUCUUCGGCAAUGCCGAGGGUUGAGGAUGAGAUGGAUGAAGAGAUGGAGGCGGAAUACGAGGAGGAGGAGCAGCAGCAGGAGAAGGAGGAGGAAGACGAAGAGAUGAAAAAGGAGCAGCAGCAGCAGGAAAGGGAGGAGAAGGAGGAGCAGCAGCAGGAAAGGGAGGAGAAGGACGAGCAGGAGCAGCAGCAGGAAAGGGAGAAGGAGCAGCAGCAACGGGAAAGGGAGGAAGAGGAGCAGCAGCAGCAGCAGAAGGAAAGGAAGGAGAAGGAGAAGGAGGAGCAGCAGCAGCAGGAGGAAAGGGAGGAGAAGGACGAGCAGCAGCAGCAGGAAAGGGAGAAGGAGGAGAAGGACGAGCAGCAGCAGGAAAGGGAGGAGGAGGAGAAGGAGCAGCAGCAGCAACAGGAAAGGGAGGAGGAGGAGCAGCAGGGGAGAAGUAGGAGGAGCAGCAGCAGCAGAAGGAAAGAGAGGAGGAGGAGGACGAGGAAAUGGAGGAAGAUAAGCAGCAAGGACGAGCAGGAGGAGGAGCAGCAGCAACAGGAAAGGGAGGAGGAGAAGGAGGAGGAGCAGCAGCAGGAUCAAAGGGAGGAGGAGGGAGAGCAGCAGCAGCAGCAGGGAAGGGAGAAGGAGGAGAAGGAGGAGGAGCAGCAGCAGGAUCAAAGGGAGGAGGAGGGGGAGCAGCAGCAGCAAGAAAGGGAGGAGGAGGACGAGGAAAUGGAUGAGGAGCAGCAGCAGCAGAAGAAAAGGGAGAAGGAGAAGGACGAGGAAAUUCAGGAGGAGCAGCAGCAGGAAAGGGAGGAGGAAAUAAGGAAGGGUCAAACCAAGGAGGGUGAGAUGCUGGAAGAGGAGACGGAAUCAGAAGGAGAGGGCAACCAGGAUCGGAGCCCAAGUGAGGAUGUUGAGAAGUUCAGUGAUCUAAAGCUUCAGGAGGAAGAAAGGAAGGGUAAACCUUUGGAGGAGAUGGAACCUUUAGGGGUGAACCCAAAGGAGCAACAGCUCAUUGGACAUGUUGGAGACAAGAUUCACAGUGAGCUACAGCUCAAGAAGCAAGAGAAGAAGUGUCAGAUUGUGGAGGAGGUGGGUCAACAGGAGGAGGCGGAAUUAAGAGGGGAGAAUGCGCCACCGGAACACCAGGUGACGGUUGACGAUCUGUGGAGAGGAGUGGGGGCAGCAGAGGACCGAGGGAAUCAAAAGAAGACUGGAGAAGAGGGCAGGGAUAAAGAAGAAGACUUGGCUGAGGGACCGAACAGAAAAAGGAGGAACAAAUGGUGGCAUAAAUUAUUAUGCUGCUUCUGA